GCCAUAAAACCGAUUGGAUAAAAUGUGGAAUACGCCUUCCCACCAGUCAUUAGCACAUGUCAUUGGCUGUAUACGUUCUAUGUUUUCCCGUCCUCCAGCAGACAGUCGCAAGCGUGUCUGUUUUUUUUAGAAGGGAAGGGUGUUAUGAUAGUAAACGUAUUGUUUUACCACUGAAUUUAUUUACUAACUCUCACUUUCACAAUUGGGAAGUUAAAUGGAAAACAGAGUAACUGAGAUGUCCAACAUAGUGCAGAAAUCGUUCACAUUCGAAGAAUACGAGGACCCAAAGCAGUCACUGAAUGUUUCCAUCCCUGAGGUCCUUGAUCCACAAUAUGGGAUGCAUGUAUGGCCCUGUGCAGUAGUAUUAGCACAAUAUGUGUGGACACAUAGGGAAGAGCUGACGCACAAAACAGUGCUAGAGCUUGGGGCUGGCGUGAGUUUACCUGGUGUGGUGGCAGCAAAGUGUGGGGCACAAGUGAUCUUGUCAGACAGUGCAGAACUUCCACUGUGUCUGGAGAACUGUAGGCGCACCUGUGAAGUGAAUGAACUGCCCAAUGUGCUUGUGGUGGGUAUUACCUGGGGAGAAGUUUCCCCAGACCUUCUGCUCCUCCCUCCAUUAGACAUCAUCUUGGGAUCAGAUGUUUUCUAUGAGCCCGAAGAUUUUGAAAAUGUCCUGGUGACCAUCUCCUUCCUCUUGAGGAAAAACCCCAAGGCCCAAUUUUGGACAACUUACCAAGAGAGAAGUGCCGAUUGGUCCAUAGAGGCAUUGCUGCACAAAUGGAACCUGAAGUGUCUCAACAUUCCACUGGAGAAAUUCCAUGCCAACAAAGAUCAACUAGCUGGGUCAACACUUCCUGGAAGCCAUACUGUACAAAUGAUUAUAACUGAGGACAAGGAAAGCUGAAUGUUUAAGUUGUAUAGUAGUGUUCUGUUAAAGUUUUUGAAUAAAUUGAUAACCCAAA
Messenger RNA from Salvelinus fontinalis (brook trout), 962 nucleotides. Its product is annotated as histone-arginine methyltransferase METTL23-like. The transcript is spliced from 5 exons. The record is from RefSeq and is a predicted model, not a curated record. NCBI's taxonomy places the organism in Eukaryota, Metazoa, Chordata, Actinopteri, Salmoniformes, Salmonidae. Gene Ontology annotation, cellular component: cytoplasm; nucleus. Bases 215 to 904 code for a protein of 229 amino acids.